Messenger RNA from Numida meleagris (helmeted guineafowl), 12320 nucleotides. RefSeq names its product upstream transcription factor family member 3 (gene USF3). Gene Ontology annotation, molecular function: protein dimerization activity. The coding region runs from base 415 to 6936 and encodes 2173 amino acids. The transcript is spliced from 7 exons. Lineage: Eukaryota; Metazoa; Chordata; Aves; Galliformes; Numididae. The record is from RefSeq and is a predicted model, not a curated record.
ACUGGGCGCCCGCCCGGAGGAUGGUCCCCGCCGUGGGGGCGCCGCCGCCCAGCCCGCCCAGUCCUCCCGUUCUCUUCUCUGAAACCAUGCCAGAGAUGACAGAGAAUGAGACACCUACUAAGAAGCAACAUCGGAAUCCCAGAGGAACACAUGAAAACAAAGAGAACCCUUGCACCCCCAAAUUAUACCUAGACAGAAUUUUGAGGCAGUGCAGUGGAACAGUUGCAGAGGAAAGAUAAUUCUGAUUUCUAACAGAGGAAGCAUGUUUGAUACCAGAAGGCUGAUGUUUGAAGAAAGAAAAAUCGAGAGACGCAUAAUGCAGUGGAGAGACAUCGAAAGAAAAAGAUUAAUGCUGGGAUAAACAGAAUUGGAGAACUCAUUCCCUGCUCUCCAGCACUUAAACAGAGCAAGAACAUGAUCCUGGAUCAGGCCUUUAAGUACAUAACAGAAAUGAAAAGGCAGAACGAUGAGCUUCUGUUAAAUGGAGGGAACAAUGAACAGGCUGAAGAGAUAAAAAAACUGCGGAAACAACUGGAUGAACUCCAAAAGGAAAAUGGGAGAUACAUCGAACUACUGAAAGCCAAUGAUAUUUGUCUGUAUGAUGAUCCUACAAUCCACUGGAAGGGGAAUCUCAAAAAUGCAAAGGUCUCAGUUGUUAUUCCUAGUGAUCAAGUUCAAAAGAACAUUAUCGUCUAUUCAAAUGGGAGUCAACCCAAUGGAAAUAACCAGGGAGCAUCUGUCCAGGGAAUAACAUUUAAUGUUGGUCAUAAUUUACAAAAGCAAACAGCCAACGUUGUGCCAGUCCAGAGAACUUGCAACCUAGUGACUCCUGUGACAAUUUCUGGUAUUUACCCUGCAGAAAAUAAGCCACGGUCUCAGAGUACAGUUUCUCCACUGGCACCUGCUCAGGUGGUUCCAUCAGGGAAUGCUCUUGAACUUUCCAUCCUAGAGAAUGAGCAAGGUGUGCUUGCUACUGCUAGCUCACAGAACACUUCUCAAUCCAGAACAGAACAGGGCCUACAGUGUUCUUCAGAUAAUGCACUGCAGAAUGGUCAAAGUCUCCCCAAAAGUAAAGGUGAUGAAGGUGGCUCAAAAUCAACAAAGAAAACACUCCUGCAGGGAAUCAGUCUUCCUUCCAGUGCCUCCAUGGAAGCCGAGAAAGUUCAACACAUGAAUGCAACCAGCUCAAAAACACCUAAUUCUAGAAACGAAUUUCAGGAAAGCUCUGUAAUUUCAACUACUGGCACAGCUGUUGUGCCAUCUGUAAGACUGUCUGCUGCAGACAGUUUUUCCUCUGUAAAUGUUCUCAAAAGUAUGGACUUAAUAAGCAGUGCUGGCACGCCCGUGACUUCUGCAGCAGAAGGAAUGAAGGCUGUAACGGUAAUAAGUACUCUGCCUGCCAGUCCCCUAGAGAACUGCUGGUCUUUUUCAGGCUCUACAGGUGUUGUCCCUUCAGACUUGAAAAAUAUGAGUAGCCUUACACGGAUGCCUUCAGCUGGAAACACACAGACCACAUGGACAACUUUGCAGCUAGCAGGAAAUACUGUGCAGCCACUAAGCCAAACACCAUCCAGUAUAAUGACUGCGCUGCUAAGUGAGCCAGUGAAUGGGGCUAGUACUGUAUCUCCUGCUCACAGCAGGCCUUUGACUACAAGCAUUAGUUUGAAUACUCUGCCUAUAGAUGGGCAGGCAGCUGAACAGAUCGUAGUUACCUUGCCCUCAUGCCCAUCCCUACCUAUGCAGCCAUUAAUCAGCCAACCACAGGUUAAAACUCAGGCUGCAGGAAGUAUCCUUCCAUUAAAUUCAACUAUGCAGGUAAUUCAAAUGGCUCAGCCAGUUGCAUCAGCUGUGACAGGAGCACCAGCGAACCAGAAUGUCAUCAUUCUCCAGCCUCCAAACACAGCUCCGUGUCCUCCAAUUGUGAGAGCAGAAGUUCCUAGCCAAAAUGUCAGUCAACAAAUUGUAAUUAUUCAAGCUGCCAGUCAGAAUCCUCUUCCUCUCCUCUCUGCCCAGCCUUCUGCUUCUGUCAGAGUUCCUGUGAAUGGGCCUGUGGCAGUUGCAAACUCCAGCAACUCUGUACAAAAUGCCCAUCUUCCACAGACUUUUGGAGGGAAACACCUUGUCCAUAUAUUACCAAGGCCAUCAUCUUUGCCAUCUUCUAGCUCUACGCAAACAUUUUCAGUUACAAUGUCAAAUCAACAGCAUCCCCAAACAAUCUCAUUAAAUGGGCAGCUUUUUGCAUUGCAGCCUGUGAUGUCUUCAUCUGGAGCUUCAAAUCAAGCCCCUAUGCAAAUUAUACAACCCACCACCAGCGAAGAUCCAAAUACCAAUGUUGCUCUCAAUACAUUUGGUGCUUUAGCUAACCUCAAUCAGAGCAUAUCACAAAUGGCUGGACAAAGCUGCUUACACUUGUCUCUAAGCCACCCUACCAAUCCCACAACUGUCCAUAACCAGAUCACCACAGUUAACUGUGUGUCAUUGCCAGCUUCAGCACCCCCCUCAGUGCCUCUGGAGGGUUCAGUAUUAACUAGUGCAUCUACUUCAACAAAUGUUUCCCCCAAAAAAGCUGCUGCUGGUUUUCUGUCUAAUACAAAAUCAAAAAGGACAAACAAAAAGCAGAGUACAAAAAAACACCUAGCAGCCAACAUUAAAGUUUCCUGUCCAGCAAUUCCUUGUAAAGAUGCAGGGAAAGCAGACAGUGCUUCUGUAGAAGCUGUGGCAAAGCAUUCUAAGGGUGAAGGGUUGCCUGAAAACAUUCCAGCAGUGUCACAAGCUUUAGGCACGUUGCAGACGAGCGGUACAAGUAUUUCUCCUUCCAAAGAAGCUGAGUGCUCAGAGCAAGCAGUGGGAUCCUGCCCUGUACCAGAGACAACUUCAUCAGAGCUGCCAGCCCCCUCACCAUUGCAGCUCGCGGUGUCCGAACGGUUGGCACUGGUCCCACCAACUGCCAGGGAUGCUGCUCCUCUCCUGCCAGUGCCUCAGUCUCAAAGCAACCCGCUGACCAGCUCAGCAUCAUCGGAGUCUUCCACCUGCUGUGAGCCCCCUGCCACCUUAACAUCCUCUCAAACUGAAGGACAUGGGACAAGUUCUCAGGUUGCUGGGGCAUCAGCAGUGCAGAGCAGCACGGUAGGUCAGACUUCCACUGCAGGAACAACUUCAGAAUCCUGCAACGUUCCGCAGGGUUCUUCAGUUGUGAUGCAAGAUGUGGACUUGUUGGAAGGGCAAGGUCUGACCAAAAUGCUGUCUGAUCUCACAAAAGAAAGAACAGUUGUGGAAAAAAGCUCUUCUUUUGCUGUUCAAGGGGAGCAUUCUAAUUUUCCCAUGGAAAACUCUAAAUCAGUGGAUUCAAACGUUGAUUUGCCUGAGAAGCAGGAACUCUUGUUAAUGAACACAGAAAGUGAUGUUCUCUCCCAGCAUCACACCUGCGUUUCUGAUCAGGAAGUAGUUAGUGCUGCCCUCAUCGCCAGCAGGCAGGCAGACUCCCCAAUGUCAACCAGCUCUGGCAGCAGUCGAGGCUUCUCUGUGGCAUCGAUGUUACCAGAUACCACCAGAGAAGAUGUUACUAGCAACACGUCAACCAGUACAUGCAACAGCUGCACGUUUUCAGAACAACCUGACAUAGUUGCUCUUGCAGCAAGAGCUAUUUUUGACCAGGAAAGCCUUGAGAAAAGUGGAGGAGGAAUGCAAGUUAACUUGAGGGAAACCAUAUCUAAGUCAACUGAGGUUGCAACUCUGGAGAGAGAGCAGCAGACUUUUAAACCUCUACCAGUGAAAGAAAGCAAUGCAGGGCCAUUAGAAACAGCAUCAAACAAAUUCAGUGCUCAGGAUACAGUACAAACAAAUGUUGAUAGACAAGUUGAAAAACCAAGCUGUUCUGUAGGAGGUGUGGAAACCUCCAACUCUUUGCAGAUUUCAGCUUCCCAGUCACAGAGCAUAACCAGUUUGAGUGUGAAUAACCUGAUACACCAGAGUCGCAUUGUCCAUCCCCUCGUGAGUUGCUCAAGUUUAUCCCAGCCUUCAGAGCCAGCAAGCAUUCCUGCAACUGUGGGACUCUCUCUUCCAUCUAGUUCUUAUGUCAACCCGUCUCCAAGACCUGCUAUGAUGAGUGAGUAUGCUCAGGAACAACUGAAUGCUAUUAGGGCAAACUCCAUGCAAGCUCCUCAGCUGCAGGAAUCACACUUAAAGCAGCAAAAUCAUGAAGGUCGCAAAGACUCUGCCAAGCGGGCUGUUCAGGAUGACCUUCUGCUUUCUACUGCAAAGAGGCAAAAGCAGUGUCAGACAGCACCUCUGAGGCUUGAAGGGAUGGCACUGAUGAAUCGAACACCAGAGAAUAUUGCUGAUCAAACACAGAUGCUGGUCGGUCAGAUGCCUUCUAAUUCAUCAAAUUCAGUGGCAUCCUUGAGCAAUCAGGGGCACGCAGAUGGCCUCAGUAGGCUAUUCCCAUCAAACAGCAACUUUGUAACUCCAGCUUUGAGGCAAACUGAAGUUCAGUGCAACUCUCAGCCAUCCAUUUCAGAGCAGCAAGGCCCAGCCGGGCAGCAUUUGCAGCCAAUUCAGCAUGUUCCUGCUCAAGGCAUAUCUCACCUUCACAAUAAUCAUCCCUACUUAAAGCAGCAGCAGGCUGGACAAUUAAGAGAAAGGCACCACUUGUAUCAGCUGCAGCACCAUGUCACUCAUGGGGAAAACUCAGUCCACUCUCAACCCCAUGGUGUCCACCAGCAGCGAACAAUACAACAGGAGGUGCAAAUGCAAAAGAAACGAAAUCUCAUCCAAGGGACCCAAGCCCCACAACUUUCUUUACAGCAGAAACACCAUGGAAGUGAUCAAACACGGCAGAAAGGUGGUCAGCCUCAUCCUCACCACCAGCAAAUGCAGCAGCAGAUGCAGCAGCACUUUGGAGCUUCCCAGCCUGAGAAGAACUGUGAAAAUCCUGCAACAAGCAGAAACCAUCAUAGCCACCCUCAGAGCCAUAUAAAUCAGGAUAUUAUGCAUCAACAGCAGCAAGAUGUUAGCAGCAGGCAGCAAGGUUCAGCUUCUGAACACGUAUCAGGGCACAAUCCCAUGCAGAGGCUGAUGACCUCCAGGGGCUUGGAGCCACAAAUGGUAUCCCAGGCAAGUAUUGUAACCAGGCCCUCUGACAUGACCUGCACCCCUCAUAGGCAGGAGAGAAACAGAGUUUCCAGCUACUCUGCUGAGGCGCUCAUUGGGAAGACACCCUCUAAUUCAGAGCAGAGAAUAGGAAUCUCUCUUCAAGGCCCUAGAGUUUCUGACCAGCUUGAAAUGAGAAGCUAUAUUGAUGCUUCUAGAAACAAAGGGCUGGUCAUUCACAAUAUGCAGGGCCGUAUAUCCAUUGAUCAUACGGUUGGCUCAGAUGUGCAACGGCUUUCUGAUUGCCAGACAUUUAAGCCAGCGGGACCCAACCAACAACCUGCAGGCAAUUUUGAUGUGCAGGCCUCAAGAAACAGUGAGAUUGGUAAUUCCGUGUCAUCCCUCAGGGGCAUGCAGUCGCAAGCUUUUCGAAUUGGUCAGAAUACUGGGCCGUCCAUAGAAAGACAGAAGAGAUUGCCUUACCAGCCAGUACAAGGUAUUCCAACAGGAAAUUCCCUUCCAUCAAGGGAAAAUGAAAAUACAUGCCACCAAAGUUUUAUGCAGAGUUUGCUUGCCCCUAACCUUGGAGAUCAAGUCAGUGGAAGCCAACGAUCAAUCCCAGAACAUGCGAGGAAUACGCAGUGUGGUGCAUCCUCCACGAUUGAGUACAGCUGUCCGCCAGCCCGGGAGAGCGUCCACAUCCGGAGAGAUGGCGAUGGUCAGAAUAGGGAAAGCUGUGACAUGUCUAUCGGUACAAUUAACACCAGGAACAGCUCUUUAACUAUUCCCUUCUCAACUUCAUCUUCCUCGGGAGACAUUCAGGGUCGAAAUACAAGCCCAAACAUUUCCGUACAGAAGUCCAAUCCCAUGAGGAUGACAGACAGUCAUGGAACAAAGAGCCACAUGAAUACACCUGUCUCCAGCAACAUGCAUGGGGUUGUGAGGCCAACUCACCCUCACCCUGCAGUUUCUCAUGGAAAUGGUGAACAAGGGCAGCCUUCUGUUCGUCAGCCAAAUUCUUCAGUUACUCAGCGCUCGAGGCAUCCUCUACAAGAUAACAAUGGCUCUAAAAUACGGCAGCCUGAAAGGAAUCGAUCUGGAAAUCAAAGACACGGGAAUGUCUUUGACCCUAGUCUUCCCCACCUGCCCCUGUCUACCAGCAGCAGUAUGAUCCUUGGGCGCCAGCAGUCUACUAUAGAAAAGAGAGGAAGCAUUGUCCGCUUCAUGUCUGAUGGCCCUCAAGUGUCCAACGACAAUGCAGCCUCUGACCAACAUACACUUUCUCAGAACUUUGGAUUCCCUUUUAUCCCAGAGGGUGGCAUGAAUCCACCCAUAAAUGCCAACGCGUCCUUCAUUCCCCCAGUUACUCAGCCUAGUGCCACUCGAACACCAGCCCUAAUCCCCGUCGAUCCCCAAAAUACGCUGCCAUCCUUCUACCCGCCUUACUCUCCUGCCCACCCCACUCUUUCCAAUGACAUUUCUAUCCCUUACUUUCCCAACCAAAUGUUUCCUAAUCCGAGCACAGAGAAGCCGAGUAGUGGAGGUUUGAACAAUCGAUUUGGAUCUAUCUUGUCACCUCCCCGGCCCGUUGGUUUUGCUCAGCCAAGUUUUCCUUUGCUUCCAGAUAUGCCACCAAUGCACAUGACCAAUACGUCACACUUAUCCAAUUUUAACUUGACGUCUUUGUUUCCAGAAAUAGCCACAGCUCUUCCUCCAGAUGGUUCAGCAAUGUCUCCUUUGCUUUCCAUUGCAAACACAUCUGCUUCCGAUUCUUCCAAGCAGCCCUCAAACCGACCUGCCCACAAUAUAAGCCAUAUUCUAGGUCAUGACUGCAGCUCAGCUGUAUGAAGACUGACAGACCGACUUCUAGUCUGAUGAGUUGUUUAUAUAUUUAAGGAAAAGAAAGUGGAUCUCACUGGCAUCCCUGAAGAGACCAGUCAUAGCAUCACUGUUUAUUUGCCUAAAUGUAUGUAUAUGGGUACCUUCUGUAUUUAUAUACACACUUUCUAUCCACCUUACUAACUUUAAAGCACCAGUGCCUAUAGCAAUGCUUACUUGCAAGUAAACGGUAAGAAUGCAACUUUUAGAGCUGUGCAAAUACUGAUUGUUGAUUUUACAACAAUCAAGCUUGAUGUCUGAUAGCCACUCUCUGUGGUACUUGGAUGUAAAGAAAGAGGUGAGAAUAUCCAAACAGGAGACAGGAAACCAAGUGCUACAGGUUUCAUUUUAUUUACAAUGUGUUUAACUGAAGCUAAAAGCAAACUUGAAGUGGCUUAGGUUUUUCUUUUUCCUUUGCAAAAUAUUUUCAGGAGCCUCCUAACAAGACAAGUCUCUGCUAAUCUGGCGUUAAUUGAUAAAGGCAUUUGUUGUGCAGUUUUUGUCUGUUUGAAGCUUGUUGCAUCCACUUGACUUAAGGCUGACUUGACCUGGCAAAAAAUGCCAUGUGUUUCCUUGGCCAGAAAUUAAAAAUACAGUUUUAGAAAAUUGAGAUUUCUUUAAUGCAUGACUUUCUGUUUCAGAGAAGAAUUUUGUUUGAAUCUUGUUUAACGAUAGUAUCUGUUGCAGCUGAACUUGGCCAACAUUUUAAUGUAACUUAGUACUCCUACUGGGGUACCAUGGGGACAGCAGUCCUGUUUGUUGCCAUUUCAUUGCUCAUAUGCUGCAAGUUACCUCAGGGUGGUUUUGUACCUUGUUUAGCACCUUCUUUAUGUCUUCUUUUUUUUUUUCCCCCUCUCCUUUUCUUUGGCCCGUGCUCAGCCACCAGCUUUCUGGUUUCUGUGAGUGACAGCCCCCUGUUGUAAUGGUCAGCACAUGGGAGCAGCACUGAGCCCAAGGCAUCCCACAGAAUCCAUGGGGAUCGUGGGCACGGUGUCUCCUUACUGUUGCUGGCAGCAUUGGGGCCUAAUAUAAUAUCAGUACUUUGCACUUGAAUGCACCUUUUGUCUAAACCCAUGUGGUCAUGGGUGAAGGGAGAAUGUGAAUGUGUCAAGAUUGAAAAGCUGCGUGCCAGGAAGAUGUGAUGUGAGCAUCACAAGGAAGGGGGACAUUUGUGUGUGUGAGGGACAGAGCGAGUGUGUGUGCUGGCUGAGACUCCAGUAUGCUUUCACAGAUUUUGAUCCCAUUUCUUUUAAAGGAAAGGGAAGAAAUUGGUACGUUUUAUUUAUUUAAUAGCUCUGUGGUGUGAUUUUUUAGGCAGAAAUAUGUCUUUUAAUUUAAGUUCUUGGAAAUACCGUUCCAGAUUAUGUUCUCCAAAUAACACAGUUUUCUUGUAAGCAGUCCUCCUGCACCCAGCUGACACAGCUGCAGGGGGGUGUAAGCUCCAAACACUUUGGUAUUGCGCAUCCCUGUGUCACACUAGUGCUCCUGGGACCUCUGACAGCUUCAUUCCCAGUGUCCCUGCUCGUGUGAGAUGGGGCAGGGGCAGGUUCCCUGGGGUUUUUUUUGACUAAUUAUUUUAUUCUGUUUUCCCAAAGGGCAGAAAGGAAGAUGCUCCUUCAUCUUGAAGAAUAGGAACCCCAAAGAGGUAGCUAGAAGUUUUUUCAUAGCUGGACUGCCUAGGCCCCGUUUUUGCCAAGUCCUUUUAUACUGCUUCAGGAAAGUAAAGAAGCUUUAGCAUAAAACAGAAUUGGGCUGUCUGUAGUAAGCUGGUAAUGUCUCCAUUCUUGUAAGCUGGGGUCAGAUGUUUUCCUGCAAAGCUGAGUAAAAUGGUUCUGUUUCAAAUGGGUUAUCAUCAUUUAAUUCAGAUGGGGCAUAUCUUUAGGACACUAAAUCUAAGUGGUGCUUCAGUUUUUCUGUGUUCAGUGCAAAUAUUUGAUGGAAUAUUUAUUUCACUUCAAAGCAAGCUUCCUUUUCUGCUCUUGCCUCCAAACAGCAGCGAUUGCUGUUGCAUUAGCAACGACCACCAGUCCUUGACUCUGACUGAGCAAACUGUGGCUCUGAGUUUUGUCUGGUCAGACUCUUGGGCUACGUUGAUCUCCUUGAUGCUGCAGAUCCCAAAUGGGGUGCUGUAAAGGAGCGCAAAGAGUUCCAUAAUGCUGAAUGGCUCCAGGGGUUACGGAUGAUUAUGUCAGGAGGACUGAAUCAGCAGUUGGAUGGUGUGCUAUGUGGUCUUCUGUACAUAGGAAUGUAGAAGAGCUGUUCUUACUCUUCAUUUGAUACUCACAUUGGUUUCCUCUGCUGGGAAGGCUCCACCACUUUGGAAUGUCUGUCAAAGCUGCAGGGAGCCUGUAAGCUUGCAUGGGUAUAUUUGUUCCUUGAGAUUGGUUUUGCUAUAAAUUUCACUGGUGUUGUAUGAAGGCAAAUGCAAUCCUGAGUAUUCGCAACAGAACGUGUUGGCAGUGUUGGCUUUUUGUAUUUAUUUUUUAUGUUGUAAAUCAAUUUUUCAUCAGGCAGUUAAGUUUUAUGUUCCCCAUUUCUGUUUACAAAGAUGACCAAAAAGCAACUGUACUCAUAGGAUACCUGUAGUGCAGGCAGUUGCCAUACAGUCAUUUUAGUGUUGUAAAGACUGUGUGAUUUUGCAGGAACUGCACAGUUUUGUGGUGUAUGGCUCAAAAUUCAUUACUGUGUGACCUUCAUUCUCCUCCAAAGGAUUGCACCUUGCAUUGUUUUUAUGGGGUGUGGUGCUUCCUAUGUAAUCACUGUGCCUCUCAGGACUUUUUAUGGAAACUACCAAGACUAGGAUGGAGAGCACUCCUUUUCCCCCGUGGAAUAGGGCAAUUUCUGUUGAAGUUCAACCGCAGCCCAGUGUGAGUCUUUCUAUAUGCCAUAAAUGAUGCUAAGUGCUCUCGAUGGCAUUCGUUUAGGAUAAAAGGAGACGUAGGAAGACCUAGCUGCAAGAGAUUCAUGUGAAGGCAUUUGUCCAAAUUCUAUUACUUAUUCCCAAAUUCUAUUAUUCCCAUUGCUGACUGGCAUUUAAAUCAAUUAAUUAAAAGAAAAAGUGGCUCUAGUAUGUAGUCUCGUGGCGUAGUUUGCAGUUCAGGAUGGUCUUUGCUGCGCCUGGCCAGGUGCCCCGGUUUGGGGUGACUGUGCUUUUACCACAGAUUUGUUUCUCAUGUGUUAGUGCUCAUGAACAGCUGAUGGAAUGGUAUUUUGCAUUAAAAGAGAAGAAGUGAGAUGUUAAGUACUUUCUGUUGGUUUUUAAUUACGGAAUUGCUUUCAUUUUCCUCUUCACUGUAAAUUAAUUACCCCUGCCUCUUCAUUCUUCAAGUAAAACCACAUUUUCUUCAGCAAAAUUCUAUAAUUCCAACAAGAAUUCCUUGUCAAUUUAAAGGUCUCUUGUUUUUAAACAUAUAUUUGGAAAAGAUUUUGUGGAUUUAAUUGCAAUUUAUUAUCCUGAGAGUGGAAUUUUCUCUUCAAUAAUGGUUUCAUGAUAUCUUUCUGAAGAAUUUGUUUCUUGUUUGAAGAGAGGAAGAAUGGUCCAUGCUGCUUCAUUUAGGAAAAGAAGCAGCAAAAGGGAGUGGUUCAGAACUACCUCUGAGGUGGGACUGCUGCAGUCGAUGAGCAUUGGGUAGCUGUGGCCUCCAGCUUGCCCUAAAUGCUUUCAACAAACAAUAGCAAAUGGGCUUAGGGAUGAAUUGCAUGUAUUUUAAUGUAAUUAAAUAAAUCAACUAAUCCCUUAAGAAAUGUAGGAGAAUACGAGCAGAAUCAGAUUGAGUUGACAGCAGGCACUAAACUGGUCGUGUACAAGCAUUUUUGUUGGUUUUCACUGGGAGCGAGGGGCUCAUCAAAGCGCAGUUCCCAGAAAUGGUUUGAGCUGUACUGGGAUGCAUUUGUCAGCCCCCGCUGCCGGCAGAGGAGCUCCUCUGAACAGAACACACAGCGCUAGUGCAGGGCCUCUGACAUUUUGCACAGAUAUCCAACGCACUUUAAAGCUGCACUGCCACUGUGGUUAGUGACUGGUUUCGGUGCAGAAAACACAGCACUUGGCAGGGCAACCGCAAAAGGCGUUUCUAGUAACAAGGGUCAUUUCGUUGCUUCUCAUCUCUUCUCUGUCUACCGUACUCAGAGGUACCCACGCAGCCCUGGCUCUCACAGAGCACUGCGCUGCCCUCUGCUUCUGGAUGGCCAAACAUAGCCAGGUGCAUUGAGAGCUGUGGUCUUGCCCUAUUCCCCACACAACUGUCAUGCUUGUCGCUUUAGUCAUAAUCCCACCUUGACUUGGAAGGAAAGAGUAGAAUUGAAUCUAUUCAUACCAAAUUGAUCCAAUUUGUGUUGUUGGGUUUUUUUCUGUAUUUGCUUUUGGAUAGAGUGAUGUAAGCAGCUCCAUCCAUUUUCAUCAGCCAGUCUGCAUUUUCUUCUGCUCCUUUUCCCUUCUGCCCCAAUCCAGCAGUGCUGGCAGCUCCAUGGCAGAGCAUACAUGUGCACAGGAUGGCACUGUCAACCUUGUGCUGCCUCUGCUGUCCUUACGGUACAGCUGAGAGUUAAACUACCCACGCUUUACCUCCGCACAUCGUACUGAUAGCGAAUUAUUCUGUGAAUGGUGAAAGACUUCCAGAAAUGUUUGGUUGUGAUGAUAAAAAACCAUCUUCUCUUUGCUACCAAUCCUCACGUGGUUACACAAAAGCCAUUCUUUAGUUCUAAGAUAAUUUCUGAAGAAUAGCGUAUUGUUCUGCAAAGUUGCUGGCCCUUACCUUAGUGGCUAAUUUUUGUAUUAAAAAAAAAGGCAUUUCCUACUUUCUCACCCAACUGCAUUUUUACAAGCAGGUUCCAAGACUGCAAUGUGCUUUGCUGUUUCAGCAAUCACAAAUGCAAAACAAGACAGCAAUGGGCUGUACCCACGUUCCUGCCUGCUCACUGUGAGAAGGAAAGCAAAGAUGGAUUUUGCCACAGGAGAUUAUUCAGAGAUGCUGUUGCCCUCCACAAUAUAAAUUAUUUAUAUUCAGCCCAGAAUUAUCUGCUGUGCUCCUGUUUUAUACAGCUGUAAAUUACUUGGUUACAGCCCCAGUGGAAAGCCCUUAUUAUUUUGUAAUGGAAAAAGGAAAUCUGCAGUAGAAGAAUAUAACGAAAGAGCAGGAACAUCGUCUUGCAAUUGUAAAUAAGAUCUUGGUCUGUUUAUUUUGACAUCUUUUUACAAAUGUGUUGUAUGCAAGUGUAAAUAUCUCAACCCAUGUUCUCGUUCAGAGCUCUGAGAUUUCUAUUGUUAUAUGUAAUACUUUGUUUAAUAGUUGUAAUAAUUAUUUGUAUAGAUAUGAACACAAUAGUAUUUUAUUAAAAAAAGGAAAACGUUCUUCAAA